Molecule: messenger RNA, 1667 nt
Organism: Lethenteron reissneri (Far Eastern brook lamprey)
Lineage: Eukaryota; Metazoa; Chordata; Hyperoartia; Petromyzontiformes; Petromyzontidae
Product: zinc finger protein 316-like
Biological process (GO): regulation of transcription by RNA polymerase II
Molecular function (GO): DNA-binding transcription factor activity, RNA polymerase II-specific; RNA polymerase II cis-regulatory region sequence-specific DNA binding
Source: RefSeq, a predicted model, not a curated record
GCAGACAGCCUCGCUCCUCGUCUUGCACUUUGCCUUACGUGUGAAAUCUGCCUGAGUCUUAAUGCGUGUCCCCUUCUACCGUCAGCCGUCCGGCUUGAAGAGUGCCCCCGGGACCCCAACACCCCUCACCUGCGCGGCCCCCCCUGCCACCCAGCCUCUGCUCAGCUCCCUACCGUCUCCUCAGCGGCCCCCCAGCAACAACGCGGCACUAGCUGGCUGCGGCACAGGAACGUUCCGCACCCGCACCAUUCCGCCGCGCCGUACGAUGGUCAGCCCAGCUGUGCCCAGCGAUCGGCCUACAUCACCGCCACCGCCACCGCCACCACGCUGUCUUUGGAUCCAACGGAUCGCGGCGGCGGCGGCGUUGCGGGUAGCGUCGGACGGCGCACCCGCCCGGACGAGAGCCCCUGCGCUUGCGCCGUGUGCGGGAAGGUGUUCACGCGGGCGCGGGCAUACGCCCGGCACGCGCGGACGCACACGGGCGAGAAGCCGUACCGCUGCGAGCAGUGCGGGAAGGUGUUCGCGCUCAGCUCCUACCUGAAGCUGCACGCGCGCACGCACACCGGUGAGAAGCCCUACCGCUGUCGCGUGUGCGGCCGACGCUUCGCGGCCACGUCCAACCUGGCGCACCACAAGAAGAGACACACGGGGAGCGGCGGCGGCGGCGGCGGCCACCAUGCAAGGGCGCCGCACGCGACGCUGCCGAUGAUGGCAAUGGGACCAUCCAGCCACGGCAGUCACGGCAGCCCAGGUCACGGCUACGAGCAGUGAUGACAGCUGGGGUUGGAUGCUGGAGCUGUGGGUGUUUGUCGCGGGUUGAGCCAUGUUUGUGUGUGCGAGUGAGUUACGUGUCGUGCACUAUUCAAGUGAGAUUAAAGUCAUCAAACGACCUGCUUUCAGAAAGUCUAUCCCGGUGUUGGAAGAAUUUUUUACCGUUGGAGGUUUUGCCAUACGUUUUUCUGGCCUCACGCUCAACGAAUGGUACAGGGAAAUAGUCGGUGCUAGCUGAGUCGUGGGUGGGGUUGGCAGAGGAGUAGGCAGGGCGAGCAGUGAUAACAGCCACUCGCUGUGUGGGCAAGGGCUCGUCAAAGUGGGGCAGGGCUGAGGGAGGUGAGUGCCAACGCGCGCCACGUGUCCCCGUUGAGCUUCCCAGAUCUCUAGUUUCAUAGCGAGAUGGGACAGGAGGGUGAGUUCAUGGUGCACUACAGAUUGUGCGCCUCUUCUCAGUACGUGCGGUGCACGCGAGGAUUGCUUAUUUAUGAUUUAUUCAACGUGCAUGCAAACAGUAAGUCUCCUUCAGGUUCAUGGAACGAGCGAGGCAGGACAAAACGAGAUUAAUUUUUUCAACGGUUUUAUUUAACUUCACUUGUGUUUGUCGUGGUCAAAUCUUUGUCAUCAAAAGUUAUUCGACUUCCUGUUGUCCAAUCGAUUCCAAAUUUUGCACACGUACUCAGAUCUGGUGACAAUGCAUGCCUGUAUCAAAAUCGGCAUCAAAUCAUCAAUUAAUUGCCUCCUUUGAAGCAAUUACAUUUUUUGUAUGAACGGCUUAUUAAUUAAAUUUCGAUUUAAAGCUUUCGUGACUGCAGGGAUUCAUCUUCUUGGUUCUUUCGGUAAAGUCACUUAGAAGGGAAAUAAUAAAAUAAUAAAAAUAAAACAAUAAAAUACAA